Molecule: messenger RNA, 1645 nt
Organism: Rubroshorea leprosula
Lineage: Eukaryota; Viridiplantae; Streptophyta; Magnoliopsida; Malvales; Dipterocarpaceae
Source: the annotation of a GenBank genome assembly
AGAACUCAUCAUCAAAGCUACGGAGUCUGGUGGGUGUUUCUCUCCCGACAUCCUCAAUUUUCUGGAGCCUUUUCUCCAAAGAUCAUUCCUUUCUAAUACAGCCAUCUUCAAUGGCAAAUAAAAAAACCCAAUUUUCAAUUGCAUCUUUGCUGUAACAACGUGAUAUCCUGAAAGGGGAUGGAUGGUCUGUGAUUUUAUCAUCCAAAGGCUUCAUACUUGAAGCAAUCACCUUUAACAUGACUGGAAUAAGCAGAUCUCAUUCAAAUUCGAGAAAUUCUCACUUUCCGCAGAUGGGUUUUCGUUUUUGAGUGUUCUAUCUCAUUCUCUUGUUGGGUUUUGCAGGUUAGAUUUAUUUUCAUCCCUGAUUUGAUUGUUUUUAUUGAGUCAUUUAAAAAGUUAUUCUUUUGAUUGCGUUUCCAAUGACUUUUUGUUCUUUUUAUUUUUUUAAUAGAUAAUCUUCAUUGCUUAAUUAGAGAUUCUGGGUGUUCUUGGGGUUCUUCGAUUAUGGAUUUGAUGCUCUUUAAGUGUUCAUUUACUUGUUUAAAAAUUUAUUCCUUUGAUUGUGUCUGCAAUUGUUCUUGCCUGGUUUUGUUUCAUGAUAGUUGUUUGUAUCUUGAAGCUUAAGAGCUGUUUUUGGUAUUUUCAUGGUUGAUCCCUGAUUUUGGGACUUUAGACUAUGGUUUUGAAGCUUUUAAGUGCUGUUCAUCAUUAUUUGUUCUAGCUUCCUAAGAGAAUCAGAUUCUGUGUACAUGUGAUGAUUUUUGAUGGUUUGAUUCAAUUAUGAAAUCUACCAAGAAACUCAAGGUUGAUCAUGUAGAUUUUCAAGGAUGAGAUAUUGAUUUCAAGGCUUCAUGCUGGUUGUUGCAGAUUUGAAUUCCAGUUCUUUGUUGCUUCCUCUUUUUAAUCUGAUAGUUGCUGCAGCUAGUUCAGUGGUGAAUCCUCAAGUCAAGUUUAAUUCAUGGGAUUGCUAUUACAUGAAACUGAAGUGAAAUAGGGUGAUGGUGGAAUCAGUUAGCAAAUUAUAAUUAGUUUCUUUAAUAUGUUGAAUAAGAUUGUUAUAGCUAAUCGCUCUAGUCUCCCUAUAUUCUUAUUGUUAUAAUUUUCCUUUUUUUACUUUAUAAAGAAAGAUAAAUAGUAAUGUAAUGAUUUAAUGAACCAAACAUACGUCUCUGAUUUUGGGUGAUAAAUCAAGUGGAAGGGAUCACACCCUUUUCACUGUCUAUGGAAGAUUAUUCCUGCAGCAUCAGCUUAUGGUGAGGAACACAAUUCCAGGCUGGGGUUAGCCAAAAACAUUGUACCAGGAGCUGUACUCUGCCCUAAACCAGCAAGGAAGUCAUCACAGCUAUCUCCAAAUCUAAGUACAGCCUGUACGAAAUUCUCUCUUCCAUCACCCAUGAGGUCAAUGGUCAUAUAGAAGGAGCGGAGCUUCAAUCUUUGCUGCUUGUAUCACAGUUAUGAUGUGGGCUCCUCAGGGCAUUCAAGUUUUUCCGUGCCAUCAAUGAGGAACUGGCAGUCCAGCCGCCAACUAGAACACUUGAUUUUAAUCUGGUUUCUGAUUAUCAAAGCUGCAAAUACAUAACUUGAAUGUAACUGAUCCAUUCUCAUCUUCUAUUCUUUCUUCCACUAAUAAAAGAUGAUUAACCUC